AUGAAUCCACAGUCCCGUGCCCAUCGGAAACCGCCCGACGUGGAGGAGGCCCUAUCCUCGAUGCUCUGGACACCGUACGACAAUAACAUUUCCGAGUCGGACUCCUCGGAUGAGAUGGAGGUGCUGCAUCGGGUCAAUAACAACAACAGCAGCAACUAUAGCAUCUUCGGAACUGGGCCAAACCAAAACCACCGUCACCAUUCGCACCGGCAGCAGCAGCAGCAGCAGUCACUGAUGCGAAGAAGUCUUUCCGCGUGGAGUUAUCGAAGCCGGUCGGGAAAGCCAAGCCCGGCGGGUGAGGUUGGGAAUCGGUUUAGCUAUCCGUAUUACGAUCAGCCCGAGCUUGUUGGUGACGGUGGCUUUGGUGCAUUCGGUGGUGGUUUAGCUGGCGAAUGGUACGGGUAUGGUGGUACCAUCACUAGCAACAACAACAACUACUACCCACACGGCAUUGAUGGCAGUUCCUAUGGCUAUCUCGGGCUCCCGGGCCCGGUAACUAGCAGCAGAAGUUCCUACAGCUUUCAGCCUAGCGUCGAGCAUGAGAGAGCAGCACCUUGGCAAACGUUGACGACUGCGGCAGACCGAAGCAUCGAAAAGCGACCGUAUCUGCAGCAGCAGCAGCAGCAGCAGCAGCCACAGCUCCAGACACCGUUCGUUGGCCGCUGGCAGGGUGGCGUUGGGGCAUCGCAACUAGAGACAUCUUCGCUUCCGUUCAGUUUGCUCGCACUGGACAGUUUCAGUGUCACCAGACCGGGGCCUACCGGCGCGGAGGUCGCUGGAAGGGAAGUUGACGGGUUUGCUGACAGCUACCAGGACGAUUAUCAGGUUUAUUCUGAUGCUGGAACGGGCGAAAAUAUGGCCUCGGGAUGCAACAGCCGCACACGGGACAGCAACAUAAACAGCAUUAACAACAACAUCGAUGGUACCUGCAAUAACAAUAAUAACAACAACAGUUUGUGCAUAAUUUCCGCAAUGCUACGUCCUCCGUCGGAUGGUGGCAACGAUGGAGACCUACAUUUUCCAACCGAACAGUUCAACCAACAUUGGCAAGGGCACGACACCAUGGGAAGGGUGACAAGCACCACCACCACCACCACCCUAGGGCAGCAUAAUUCCAGCAUAACUACAGCGACGCUUCUACCCUUCCCGUACGGUAGUGUUGGUACGGUCGAUGCACAACGAACGAUCUCACGCACACCAGCGCUGGCGGCCACAGCAGUAGAAGGGGAUGACGGACCGACGAUACCCGGUUCGGCAUUGGCGUGCGCCGACCGUCCGUUUAAUUGUGUGCGGCAAGCGAACGCAGCAACAUCGACGUUGGUGCGUCGUGCGGACGGUGGUGCGCAAGCGGAUCGUGGUGUUCGCAACAGUGAGCUCGUCGAUCAGCAACAAACAACGGUGGUGACGGAAGCGAGCGGCAGUGUUGGUGCAGUGGCAACGAUGCGGCUGAACGUACCGGCGGCCGAAGGUGGCAGCCGGACGAGUGUGUACAUCCCGUCGACGGAGGGUGGUAGUGUUUGUGGUGGGUCAGGGGGAGGGUUAAUGUUGCCCGCGCUGACGAUCCAGGUCAAUCGGCUGGAUCCAAACAAUCAGCAGCAGAAUGAUGUCGUUAACAAUGCGGCGUCCGGUGUGAGCAUAGUGAGCUGUUACCGUGCGUCGAGUGUUAGCCAAACCGGGGUGGCCGAGUGUGGCCCACCAGUGCCGCAGGUGGAAGAUUGUGAAGGCUCCAGGUGCGUCCAGGAGCGCUGUGAUGAGGAAGCGAUCGCUGAUCGUGGUGUUAAUGCGGGCGUUACGGCCUCGCCAAUGGUUCAAGUUUCUAGUGUUGAGCGGCUAAAUGUCGCCGGUGAAGAAGGGCAGGGUGGGGGUGAGUGUGCUACUAGUGGUGUUGAUGGUGGUAUAGGGUCUCCUGUAAGUGCGAUCAGUGCAACGGUUCCAUCCCGUACCUUUACGUCAACCGAGGCGCAAACGGAUGAUUCGAUCCAACCGGCUCAACGGCUUCAGCCGCAACGUCUGCUCCAGCAACCGUCGGCCGCAUUCAUCGGCAGCACGCCGGUACAGCUCGGCCCGCCAGAACCACCAAUCAUGACGACCAUGCUUGGACCGGGGUCCGAGUUUAGUACGCGGGAACAUCGGCGGCGCGAGCGGCGCGAACGGCGGCAGGCCCGCAAUCGGCUGCAGCACAUACAUCCGCUCGAACCGGCGCCUCCGCUGCACCGUUCGCCCCCGCCCAUCGAGAUCAUACCCGACAUACUGCACAGCCAUCUGCCCCCGCCGUACACGACCCUGCCGAUGGGUGCGUCCCUCAUACCGCAGAUGAUCCCGGCGAAUGCGGUCGCGGCGGCCGCCGCCAUACCGGUACGGGCUGCCGAUGAUUGCCGCUACACGUUUCCGAUACCGAUCAUGCGAAGUUCACCCUCGGAACGGUCGCGCAAGGGAUGCUGUGGCCACUGGUUCGCUGGUCCACCGCUGCGAGCACUGAUAGCGGUGGUGGCGCUCGGUGGUGUUGCCUGUGCCUUGGGCGGUGCCGCACUCGGAGCAACGGGCUUGGCCGGUUCACCAACGUCUCAUCUUACUGCUGCCUUAUUAAUGAUAGGUGUUGGCGUGAUACUAGUGACAGUGAGUGGGGCAGCGUGGCGUAUGACUGCACCGGGUGCACCGCCCUGCCUGGGGCUCGGCUCGACGGUCGAUCUGGGACGCUGCUCGCGCAGACCUUGCGGGCGAGGUGGCAGCACGCCGCACGGAUUGUUGUACCCUGAGUUUCAGCAUAGGCCACCGCCACCAUCGUACCAAGCGAGUAUGCAGGAGUACAGAUUAAGAUUGCUGCUGCUGGACCGGGACCGACAGUCGGGAAGGAUGCGUAGUACGGCCUCACCGCCACCGACCUAUCGAUCCAACGUGGGAAGCCUUUUAAGAAUACCCCUCAGCUCGCGCUAUAAUAAUGGCAGCAGCAACAGCAUAUUCGGUGGCAUUAGUGGCAUAAUCAGUGGUGCCGUCGGUGGUGGAGGAGGUUCGAGCAAUAGCGUGAACAAUGUGCCACCACCCACGAUCCAGGCAGAUCUGCAAGUGAACAGCUCACCGAACCCGUACGGUUCCGAUGGCCAUAGUACGCUUCCGCCGAGCUAUCGGUCGGUAAAUCUGCAACCUUCGCCAACCGUUACGCACGAAACACUUCAGCGGCCAUCUCAACCACCUACCGUACCCGGAGCGUCAUCGAACGGUGCCACUUCACCGGCCGGGAUUGUGCAUAGCGGAAGCAACCGUAGUACCGUGGAGAAGGAAGCGAACCUAAUAAGUGAGGAUAAUGCGCACCCGGCGACUGGACCGAACCGUACGAGCGCGACGGGUGUGAAUCAUCAUGCACCGUCCAUAAUUAAAAUCGACGAUCGAUGCAACGCGACGGAUGAGCAAACCGGCGUCAGUUCGCGACAGCGAAAUUCAAUUCCCAACUCUGUAUCUCUAAUUGAUACCGGUAGCGAGGAACCGACGGUGUGUAGUGGCGAAGCAAACAGUGCCGUUGUCGGUAGCAACAACGCGGGCAACAUAAACAGCAAUAGCAGUAGGCUCUGUACGGAUGGCAGUGUUCCCACCGCAAACGGUAGCAGUAGCGUGCCAGCAGCAGCUAACGGCAGCAGCAAGGAUCUGGUAACGAUUGUUACCAUAUCCGGCACGAUCGAACCAUCUGCAGCUGGGGCUUGCCGGUCGGUUUACACUAGCGGCACCAGCAGUAGCUCCGGCAACCAGAUAGGUGCCGGAGGUGGGGCCACAUGUACAUUAUUAAACUCAAACUCAACGCCACUGUUGGCCACAGUUAUACCGGUCAGCAAAUGCACACCAACCAUCACCACCACAACAACGACAAGUGCAACGACGGGGAAUGCGUGA
This is a messenger RNA of Anopheles maculipalpis, 3882 nucleotides long. RefSeq lists its product as uncharacterized. The coding region runs from base 1 to 3882 and encodes 1293 amino acids. The record is from RefSeq and is a predicted model, not a curated record. NCBI's taxonomy places the organism in Eukaryota, Metazoa, Arthropoda, Insecta, Diptera, Culicidae. The transcript has 6 exons.